UUAGUUUACCUCACAUAGAAACAGUGAUGGAGUGACAGGGGCUGGGAAAGUCAUGCUGCAUAGAAACCCCUUUUUCUUUUCUUUUUUCUUUCUCCUUCUAUUAUGUACAUGACUAGUCCUCUUUAUCCCGAGCCAGAUCCUAUAUCGAAUACUGUUCGAUUCCACCCGUCAUAUCCCACAGAUCGUUGGCCACUUGCUUGGUAUAUUGCAAGGCGAUCUCUUUGUCCCUAUUUCUUUUCUAACCAAGUCUAGCUUAUGUACUGUACAAAGGGUCACUUCCAUUGUCUGAAGUCUUAGGAUAACUAUAAAUAACACUUCACGCCCGACCAAUUCUCUGAGACCUUUCGUGUCUUUAUUCCUUUCCCUGGUCUAUCUUCUGCAGUCUACCCUUGGACGAUGAAACUUCUACCAGUUCCCGCACUCGAUGCAAUGGUAAUGACCAUGGUCGUGCUACUGAGCCUCUCUGCCCAAGUCCAAGCCGAUCCUAACCAGCGUCUCCCUAAACGAAUGGAGACCCAUCACCUUUCUCUCUCCCACAAAUCUCUCCCCAUCGUGCCCGCUUUUCCAGGUCCAGAGACCCAAAACCUGAGCAGCAUCACCAGCGACCACAGACACACAAUCUACAGCCACAAUUGGGCCGGUGUCGCACUUCUCAACUCCGCGCUCCCGUCUACCCCAAUUCUCACCUCCGUUGCCGCAACCAUCACCGUUCCGAUCCCUACCUCCUCAGCUACAAACGUCCAGGCCGCCUCUUCCUGGGUAGGAAUCGACGGCUUCGUCAAUACAGCUGCUAUCCUUCAGACAGGCAUUGACAUAGUCGCCUUUCAAGGCGAAGAAGCCAGAUACAAAGCCUGGUACGAAUGGUAUCCCGAUCCAGCCAUCCAUCUUGAUCUCGCGAUAGAGGCAGGAGACGUGAUCAUUAUGGCCGUCUAUUCUACGUCAGCCUUGACAGGAGUGACGAUUAUACAGAAUGAAAGUACUGGACAGAGCACGACGGUGACAGUCAGUGCGCCGCACUCGACGGCGACAUUGACAGGUCAGUCCGUGGAGUGGAUCGUGGAGGAUUAUCAGAGCGGAGGGUCGAGAGUGUCGUUCUUGGAUUUUGGAACGGUCAACUUUACUGGAACUGUGGCGAGGGCGAUAGGAAACCAGACAUUUGGGGCUGGGGGAGAUGGGGCUGUAAUAGUAGACAUGAUCAUGGAUAAUGGCUCGAUUGUUGCAGAGGCGAACAUCGUUGGUUCGUCAGGGGUUGCGGUUACACAUAGUUGAGAAAGCAAAGAGAUCACUGUAGAUGAUUUGGCAGGUUCAUUUGAUCGACUAGGAUCUAGAUCUAGUUUCUUUGUACUUACGUUGAGGGGAUAAAAAUCGGCUUACUAUGUGUAUACCAUACA
Molecule: messenger RNA, 1391 nt
Organism: Paecilomyces variotii
Lineage: Eukaryota; Fungi; Ascomycota; Eurotiomycetes; Eurotiales; Thermoascaceae
Product: putative aspergillopepsin
Exons: 1
Coding region: 397-1269 (290 amino acids)
Biological process (GO): proteolysis
Molecular function (GO): glutamic-type endopeptidase activity
Source: RefSeq, a predicted model, not a curated record